Lampris incognitus (smalleye Pacific opah) is the source of this 5123-nucleotide messenger RNA. RefSeq names its product nuclease EXOG, mitochondrial-like. The record is from RefSeq and is a predicted model, not a curated record. The transcript is spliced from 7 exons. Gene Ontology annotation, molecular function: metal ion binding; 5'-3' exonuclease activity; single-stranded DNA endonuclease activity. Gene Ontology annotation, cellular component: mitochondrial inner membrane; nucleus. Bases 46 to 1257 code for a protein of 403 amino acids. Lineage: Eukaryota; Metazoa; Chordata; Actinopteri; Lampriformes; Lampridae. Gene Ontology annotation, biological process: apoptotic DNA fragmentation.
CUUUGGGGGACUCUGUUGGUCUACGGACUGAAGCUGGUCUCUGAAAUGCGGCUGUUUGGGUUUUUUGGCGGGUUUUUCUGCGGCGCGGCGGUCAGUACCGGAUCCUGUGUUACGGCGCUGAAACUGUACCAGCUGGAAACGGGACAAGAGCAGAAAGGCACCAGCGAGAAAGUGCCAGAGGUCAGGGAAGACAUUGGUCGCUUUGGUUUCCCGGUAACAGGUGCCGAGGUGCGUCACUAUGCCAACCAUACGCUGUCAUAUGACCAGAGUAAGAGGACGCCGCGUUGGGUGGCUGAACAUCUGACCAAUCACAAACUGCAGGGUAAUACAGAGAGGAAACACUGCAGGUUCCGUCCAGAUCCUGCAAUCCCAGCAUGCUUCAGUGCCACAAACGGCGACUACUUUCGUAGUGGCUGGAGCAGAGGUCACAUGGCUCCUGCUGGGGACAACAAGCAGUCUGAGCGGUUCAUGGCUGACACCUUCCUCCUGUCCAACAUUGUACCACAGAACUAUGAGAACAACGCUGGUUUCUGGAACAGACUGGAGAUGUACUGCAGGGACCUCACAAAGCGUUUCCAGGAUGUCUGGGUGGUUUCUGGACCGCUGGUUCUUCCUCAAGAAGUUGAUGGCAAGAGGAAGGUCUCCUACCAGGUAAUCGGUAAUGAUGGCGUGGCUGUUCCCACUCACCUCUUCAAGGUCAUCUUAGUCCAAAACAACAACGUCUCAGAUAAAGCUGAGCAAUCACAAUCUCCGCCCCUGGCCCUGGGGGCGUUCAUCAUCCCCAACCAGCCAAUCAGCUUUGAACGAUCUCUGACGGACUUCCAGGUCAGCCUGUUGGAACUAGAGAAGGCCGCUGGGCUCACCUUUUACCCCAGGCUGCCGAAAACCAGUGACCCGGCGUCUGAAACUGCCGGUGGGAACUCCAAAACCAGAACAGAGCAGGAGAUCAAAUCCAACAACAAAGAAGUGAAUUUGAAUACUGAGCAGAGUGCCGCAGAUUCGAUUCCCACAGAGUUUGGCCCUCCCACUGACCUGUGUAAGGUGGACGGAUGUAAGCUGAUGGGGUACAAAGAGUUUACACUCUACCUGACCGGCAGGAAAGUGGGCAGUGCUCGUUCCAUAGAGAAGCUAGAGAAGUUCAUGUCAGAGUUGAAGGAUCAGGGUAUCCAGCCAGAUGACUACCUCACCAACCUCUACCAGCAGAAGAAGGAGGAGCUGGCCAAUAAGGAGCCGCCAAAGGGCAAAACAGGGGUGUGAUUAAUGAGGUCACUUCCUGUCAGGAAGGGAAAGGGAUGUCUUUUUUUCCCAGUGUGCUGAGGAACGUUGCAGGUGGAAAGUCAGCGAUUGUAGUUUACCAAAUUCCCGUUUCUCUGAUCCAGGAAAAGUUGACAGAUCUCAUCUGCGGCGCUGUCCAGUUUCACACUGUGUUUUACAGUAUUACCAUUUCAUUUAGCAGACGCUUUUAUCCAAAGUGACGGUACAUCUGAGCGUUCAUACAACACAUGCAAGGAUCUAGUCAGGAGACGACAACACACGUGCCAAAAAACUAGGCUCACGUCUGGUAGGACAUGGUGUCAACAGACAGUGUACAAAGACAAUGCAUAGGGUGCAUAGGAGUGAUUUUUUUUUUUUUUUGUACAUUAAACCCACUGACUGAACCCAAUGGUUGAGCUUCACAGGGAAGUGAAAUCCCCCACGGCGCUCUCCUCUCAUCUUACUUUGAAGGAAACAGGAAAACAAACCGUGCCCUUUAUCCCCAGUUUUACCAUGCAAGUUUGACAGUAUAUGUAUAGUAGAUGUAGGUGGGUGAAUUGGCCAUACUACAUUGUCCCUAGGUGUGAAUGUGUCAGCUCUGUGAUGGCUUGGCGACCUGUCCAGGGUGUCUCCCUGCCUGUCGCCCAAUGACUGCUGGGAUAGGCUCCAGCAUCCCAUGACCAUACAUGGAUAAGCAACUUGGAUAAUGGAGGGAUUAAUCCCAUCAGGUAUGGAGGUGGGUGGCACGGUGGUGCAGUGGGUAGCGCAGUCGCCUCACAGCAAGGAGGUCCUGGGUUCGAGCCCCAGGGUCAUCCAACCUUGGGGGUCGUCCCGGGUCGUCCUCUGUGUGGAGUUUGCAUGUUCUCCCCGUGUCUGCGUGGGUUUCCUGCCCUCCGGUUUCCUCCCACAGUCCAAAGACAUGUAGGUCAGGUGACUCACCAUACUAAGUUGUCCCUAGGUGUGUGUGUGUGUGUGUGGUGGUGGGGGGGCGCCUGUGAUGGCCUGGCAGCCUGGCCAGGGUGUUUCCCCACCUGCAGCCCAAUGACUGCUGGGAUAGGCUCCAGCAUCCCUGCGACCCUGAGAGCAGGAUAAGCGGUUCAGAUAAUGGAUGGAUGGAUUAAUCCCAUCAGGUGUGGAGGUGUUGGAGAAAGAGCUGGGACUUUAGCUUCCUCUUAAAGAUGGAGAGGGACUCAGCGGAUCGAAUGGAGUUUGGUAACUCGUUCCACCAGCGGGGAACUACAGAAAGAAGAGUCUGGCUGGGGACUUGGGUUUUUCUACACGUCAUCCAGAACAACAGGAAAGCAAAGGACCUUUGAAAAUGAUGUUUGUCACCUCUCAAACUGGAUGUGAGAGAAGAUCGUUUCACUUCACCAGCUAAUCCCAUCGCUAUAUGAUGGCUGGUGAGCUCACAUCGUUUGGCACUCCAGCAGACAAACUCACCAGCCACUUCUUACCACCCAGUUCCCACCCCAAACCGUGGGUGUUUAUCUGUAACAACGACUUGUAAAGUGUUUUUUGUGGAAUCUGCAAAAUCCUUGAAGCAUUUCCAAAUGAAAGGCCACAAGCUGCGGUUUGAGGUUCAGGAGUGUAGAAUGGGGUCGACUGGACUUGGAUGAUGCCACAAAUUGAGAGAUUUUACAGUCACAGUCCCGUCACUCACCAGCAUGUGUAGAUGUCCAUAUGCUGGUGUGUGUUACACGUGUCAUAGACAAGCACAGUAGCUUACAUAGUAACAGUUUUACAUAUAGGUACUUAGUGAACCAGGUGUCCAGGUGGCGUGGCGGUCUAUUCCGUUGGCUACCAACACGGGGAUCGGCGGUUCGAAUCCCCGUGUUACCUUCGGCUUGGUCGGGCGUCCCUACAGACUCAAUUGGCCAUGUCUGCGGGUAGGAAGCCGGAUGUGGGUAUGUGUCCUGGUCGCUGCACUAGCGCCUCCUCUGGUCGGUCGGGGCGCCUGUUCAGGGGGGAGGGGGAACUGGGGGGGGGGUGGCGGGAUCCUCCCAUGUGCUACGUCCCCCUGGUGAAAAGGAGCGGCUGGUGACUCCACAUGUAUGGGAGGAGACAUGUGGUAGUCUGCAGCCCUCCCCGGAUCAGCAGAGGGGGUGGAGCAGAGACCGGGACGGCUCGGAAGAGUGGGGUAAUUGGCCGGGAACAAUUGGGGAGAAAAAGGAGGGGGGUUAAACAAAACAAAAGAACACAGUGAAGAAGAAGAAGAAGAAGCACUAUUCAGUCUUAACGCUGUUGAUGUGUAAGGUUUAGUUUGUGGUAGUUGCUCAUAGAGACUGGUCGCUGGUCUCGCCUGCUGGUUUGUGUGAGUGAAAAAUGUAUGAUUGUGUGUGUCUACUCUGUUUUUCCAUUAGAUGUGCAAGAUACAAGAACGUUGAUGUGACGCCUUGUAGUUAAAGUGCAGAGUUCCUGACUGAAUACUGUUCCAAACCGAUCCUCUCUUCUACACCCAGAUGCUCUGCAUAGAUGGUGCAAGCGGGUGUGGACUAACUGUCGGUUACUGUUCCCUUUUUGUCUGCUAAACUGCAUGAAUACUGUGUGAUGCCUUAGAUCGGGGCUCUCUUCCUCUUGAAGGUUGUAGAGUCCGGAUGCUACCAAUAAAACCCUGCUGAAGACACACCUGCUGUGGUAGGACUGUGGUGGACUUUGGUAAGACUGUGGUAGGACUGCUUCCUCUAUGUUCGGUACAAUCUGUAUGUAAAGCAGUUUGUUAUAUUAAAGUUAGACACGACGGGCGUAGGGUUGUCUCUUUCCUCCGAGUUAAGUAAUAGAAUUGAAGGUUUUGAUUGAUUGAUCUUAUAUCCAGAUACUUCACCAAAAGUUUUGAUCAGUUUUGAAAUGUUCACCAAUGGAUUUAUCCAGGGUUUUGAUAAAUAGGAUGACAUCAUCCGCAUAAAGAGCGAUACGAUGUUCCCCCUCCCCUGUGGUCAUACCUGAAAUGCCAGGAUGCUGCACCCUUACAGCUAUUGCAAAAGGGUCGAUAGCAAGAAUAAAUGAGGGGGUGGGGUUGGGGGGGGACAACGGGCAACCUUGGCGACACCCUCUACGAAUAUGAAUUAGGUUGGAUACCAAGUUGUUUGUCUUGGCAUGAAGCAGUCCUACCCACUUACACAAGUUCUCCCCACAUCCAACACGUCGACGGGCUUGGAAGAGAUGCAGCCACUGCAGCCUGUCAGAGGCCUUCUCAGCAGCCGGGCCGAGGAGCCUAAAGCUGUAUCUGCUGCCCCCUUUUGGUUAUGUGAAAUAUUUAGCACACUUUUAACACUGUGGAGCCCCUGCCGACCUUGUACAAGUCCACUCUGAUCGUUGGGGACUAUCCCUGGGAUGACGUCCUGAAGUCUGUUUGCUAAAAUGUUACAGAAUAUUUCCCAUCUGAAUUUAAUAAGCUUAUUGGCCUCCUGUUUUCCCAUUUCUCACUGGCUUUCUCUGGUUUUGGGAGCAAUACCAUUCAAGUGCCUCUCAGUGAUGGGGGGGAUUGCCAUCUUGGAAUGAGUCAUAAAACAUCUGGAAUAAAGGAGAUUGUAGUUUCUCUUGAAAUGUCUUGCAUAUAUGUAGGGGUGGGCCGCCUGGCCCUGCAGCUUUCUCAGAUCUCCUACGAGCAGAUUUCUCCCCUGUCGACUCGGCCCAGCACCCUCGCACGGUCUCUCCGGAGGAACGGGGAUGUCAAGGCCAUCCAGAAAGGCUUUUAUAGACCCUGGAUUCAAUGAAUAUUCCCAACUAUACAGUUUUUAUACAAGAGUUUGAAUAUGAUGUUCAUAUGAUGUUCAUGUUGAGCAGAAGAACAUUUGUUGAACUGGUGGUCGGCCUGUUAGAGGUCUGGUCCAUAAUCCCAGUCAGAUGUGUGUUAACACACUUAAAGAUGA